This is a messenger RNA of Rotaria socialis, 3018 nucleotides long. The record is from the annotation of a GenBank genome assembly. Lineage: Eukaryota; Metazoa; Rotifera; Eurotatoria; Philodinida; Philodinidae.
AUGUUGAAGUCAAAAGAACUUGUUGUCCUGAUUAUCAAUCUACUUUGUAUAGCAACAGCAGUCAAAGGAGACCAAUGUUCCAAAACAAAAUACACUGUAUCAAAAUGUUAUAAUAAUCAAGAGUAUCAGUGGUUAAUUGAACUACCGAAAAAUAAAACAUCGUGUAAAGGUAAAUCAGUGGCUCCACCCAAAGCUGUUGUGUGCAAUUUUGCUUGUCCAAAAGGGAAAACAUUUGAUGCAAAUACACUUGAUUGUCAAAGUUGUCCAGCAGGAACAUUUUCCCUUGGUGGUGGUCAACAACAUACAUUUAAUGGAGCCAAUGAUCUUGAAUCAUUACCACUGGAUCUCUCAGUUGAAACAACAUCAUUGGUAUCACAAUAUAAUCUUGAGUGUAAAAAGAACCGACCUUGGCACAUCACAGGAAAUAUGCUUCAAAUUGAUGUGCAACCCAAUUGUGUUACUAAACUUUCAUUUCGAGUUAAACUUGAACGAGCUGGAUCAAUUACCAUAACAUAUAAUUUAGCUACUUCGUUCGUUUAUGGAACUAUCUCAUCACGAUGUGACUUUACUAUGAAACAAAAUGGCGAUAAUAAUAACGACGAUGAUAAUAUAGAUGAAAGUGAUUCAAAAGGACGUAUUAUUUUUACUUUAUAUCCAACCGGUUAUGGUGCUUGGUUGAACAAAAAAAUGAUGAUUCCAGAAGAAGGAGAGUAUACAAUUACAUUGUACACUGCUAGUUUUAAUACAUUCCAUUUUCCAUUUGCAAUUCGAUCAAUCAUUGUCGAUGGAACUUCAUUGAUUCAAGAGUGCAUUCCAUGUCCAACAGGUACAUAUGCUUCAAACGAUGGUUCAGAUUCUUGUAAACCAUGCGCAAUAAAUACCUAUGCUGACAGUGAAAGUUCUACUGAAUGUCUUCCCUGUGAAGAUGCGACACAAUAUUCAGAUGAGGGAUCAUCAAAAUGUUUACCAAGACCUAUCUGUGAAGCGAAACACUAUCGAAAAGUAUUCAUCGGAUGUGAUAAAUCCAAUAUGGCAACAGUUAAAUAUGAACCUAUUCAACCAAAAAUUUGUAUGAAAGGUGAUCCUCCUAUAGAAACGAAACAGUCGUCUUGUGGAACAUGCAAUCCUGGUAUGUAUAAAAAAACAGAUGGUGAUCAUUGUGAUUUUUGUCCACUGCAAACUUAUUCAAAUGGAACUUUAAACGCAUGCCUACCAUGUGAAAAUAAGCUUUCUCUUUUACCUGGUUUGUACUAUAAAAUUUGGAAUGAACUACCACCUUAUCUCAAUAGAAGUUAUAUGUCGUUCGAUGAAACUAAAGAUUUAAAUCGAUUGGAUCCUCGUCAAAGUUGGAUUCCAAGUAUAGAUUAUAUAUCAUCGCAAGCACUUCCUGAUAUGAUAUCUGUAUUGAGUUUAACUAUUUCUAAAGGUUUUCGUCAAACAACAACAACGAAAUCGGUUAAAGACUUCGGAAUAUUAUUUUUUAAAUUUUCAAUACAGUGUCAAUCUUCAUGUACAUUUUUCUUAGUUUCUCAGGAUCUAGAUGAUGAUGAUUUUGGUUGGGAAAUUAUUGAAAAAUGGAAUAUAAAAAAAAAAUCUGAACAUAAAGAUAUGGUGAACUAUACAUAUUCAAUUCAAAAUCCUAGUGAAAUUAUGUUUAAUUGGCUGUUUACAUCCGAUGAUGUACGUGACGAAAUUGAUGAAGUUCGUAUUUAUGAAAUUAGUGUUACGAAUACAGAAGUUGGUGGAUCUGAUCAAUGUGUUAGUUGUUUAACAACUAAUAAUCAAGUAACGGAAUGCCAAUCAUGUACGUCUGGACAUAUUUUGUCAAAUAAUACAUGCAUUCACUGUCCAAAAUUAACAAUAGCUAGUCGCGUCCGAUCCAAUGACCCAAUUCCAACAAUAUGUGAACCAUGUGCAAAGAAUACAGUAACAGAUGAUGGUGUUUCAUGCUAUGUACCAUGUAAACAAACAUUUGAUGGAAAUGUCGAAUAUGAUUUAAAUCCAAUAUCGACUAUUGCAUUUCAUGGUUCAAAAUUAUUUACACAGAAAGGUAGUGGCUAUUUUCAUGUAUUCAAUACAAGUAUUUGUGGUCAAACUAGUGUUACUUGUGUCAAAACAGCAUCAUCAGAUGAAUCAAAACGUUCAAAAUUUCAAAUGAAAAUCGACUCGAAAUUAUGCCGCAUUGGUACUGUCCCAGAUCAAAAUGAUAAUAAAACAUCUGUAGCUUAUAUUGAUGAUUUUGGUGAAGAAUUAUUAAAUGUAUCAUUAUCGACAUCAAAAUUUUUUCCAGCACUUCGUUCUGAUUAUAAUUUAUCUGAUAUAAUACUUGUUUAUCGAGCUAAUUCAUCAAGUUCUCAAUCGAGUUGUUCUGAACGUAUUACAUAUUUAUCAUUACGUUGUGAUCAUCUAUUUGAUGAUGAUAAUCUUAAUUCAACAAUAAAAUAUGAAUUACAAACGCCAAAUGAAUGUGUAACAGGUACAUGUGAUGGAUGUACAUUUCAUUUUCUUUUACGCACACCAUCUGCUUGUCCAACAUGUGACGAAAAUAAAAAUGGAUAUCGUGCAUUUCUUGGCCCAUGUAAAUUUGGUCGACAAGAAGUACGAAAAAUACCAUACCCAUAUUGUUCACAUAGUUUAACUGAAAAAGUUGAAACUCAUCCAUGCUCUAUCUUAUCACUUGAAAUUAAAAUAAUUAUAGGUUUAUUUAUUAUAAUAGCAAGUGCACUUACAGCAAUCGUUAUUAUGUGUUGGCGAAAAAAUCGAAAACUAGAAUAUCGUUACAUGCAAUUAAUUGAAAAUACGAAUCCUGAUGACGAUGCACCAAUUGAUAAUGUUUGCGCGCAAAUUAGUGAUGAAGAAGACUCAAGUGAGGAAGUGCAAUUUAAAACACAAUCACGAGCCAAGAAGAUUAUGAAUGUUGUUCGAAAAGCUAUCAGAAAAAAUCCAGGGAAUGGACAAUCUGAACCAUUUGGUGAUGAUGGAUUUUUAUUGGCAAGUACAUCAACAAAUGAGGCAUGA